This is a messenger RNA of Microthlaspi erraticum, 1647 nucleotides long. The record is from the annotation of a GenBank genome assembly. NCBI's taxonomy places the organism in Eukaryota, Viridiplantae, Streptophyta, Magnoliopsida, Brassicales, Brassicaceae.
AUGGGAGGAGAGCAAUUUGAGCAGGAGGAAGAUGCACAAGGGCCAAUGGAGCUGUUGCAGAGUCUGAGAUCCAAAGCGACGGAGCUUCUUCUCCGGGAAGAAUGGGAUGAGUCUAUACAUGUUUACACCAAGUUCAUCGAUCUCUCCCGGAGCGAAAUCUCAAACCUUUCCGGAUCCGACCCGGACCCGGACCCGGAUUCGAUUCCCAAGCUCCGGAAAUCACUCUGCUUGGCUCUCUGCAAUCGCGCUGAGGCGAGAGCAAGGCUUCGCGAUUUCUCGGAAGCGAUGCGGGAUUGUGAUCGAGCACUGGAGAUCGAAACCACACAUUUCAAGACUCUUCUCUGCAAAGGUAAAGUUUUGCUCGGAUUAAGCAAAUACUCAUCGGCCUUGGAGUGUUUCAAAACGGCUCUGCUCGACCCGCAAGCGAGUGAUAACUUGGAGACUGUGACUGGGUACAUUGAGAAAUGCAAAAAGCUCGACUUUCAGGCAAAGACUGGAGCUUUCGAUCUUUCCGAUUGGAUCCUAAGUGGGUUUCGUGGGAGAUCGCCGGAGCUUGCCGAGUUUAUCGGAUCAAUUGAGAUUAAGAAAUCUGAGGUUAGUGGGCGUGGGUUGUUUGCAACGAAGAGCAUUGUUGCAGGAGCUUUGAUCUUAGUGACAAAGGCUGUUGCAACAGAGAGAGGGAUCUUGGGAAGUGGAGAGUCUGGUGAGAAAGCGCAAUUGAUCAUGUGGAAGAAUUUCAUCGAAGAGGUUGCUGAAUCCGUGAGGAAAUGUGAUAGAACACGUCGACUUGUCUUGGCUUUAUCCACUGGACAAGACGAAGACAGUUUGGAGAUUCCAGAGAUAUCUCUCUUUAGGCCUGAAGAAGCAUUUGAAAGCUCGAAACAGAGUUUGGAUACAGAGAAGCUACUAAGUAUUCUGGAUGUGAAUUCUCUUGUGGAAGAUGCGGUUUCAGGUAAAGUUAUGGGGAAGAACAGAGACUAUUACGGUGUGGGGCUAUGGACUCUAGCUUCGUUCAUCAACCACUCGUGUAUUCCAAACGCAAGACGCCUUCACGUUGGAGACUAUGUCAUUGUUCAUGCCUCAAGAGACGUCAAGGCCGGGGAAGAGAUUACUUUUGCUUACUUCGAUGUGCUUUCUUCUCCAUUGGAGAAGCGGAGAGAGAUGGCUGAGUCAUGGGGGUUUCGUUGCGGAUGCAGUAGAUGCAAGUUUGAGAGUGUCUUGAAUGUUAGUAACCAAGAGAUUAGAGAGAUAGAAAUGGGUUUAGAGAGAGGAGUGGAUGCAGGAAACGCGGUUUAUAUGGUGGAGGAAGGAAUGAAGAGAUGGAAGGUUAAAGGGAAAGAUAAAGGGUUGUUGAGAGCGUCUUAUUGGGGAGUUUAUGAUGAGGUUUAUAACUCGGAGAGGCUUAUGAAGAGGUGGGGAAGGAAGAUUCCGUUAAUGGAGGUUGUUGUUGACAGUGUCUGUGAUGUCAUUGGAAGUGAUGAGAGGUUGAUGAAGAUGGUUGUUGAAGGGAUGAUGAAGAAGAAGAAGAACAAUGGAGGUUGUAGUAAUGUUGCAGAGAUGGAGAGAAUAAUGAAGCUAGGAAAAGGUGUUUAUGGCAAAGUGGUAUCAAAGAAGAAGGCAAUGAAGACUCUUCUUGGCUUAGAAUAA